Molecule: messenger RNA, 993 nt
Organism: Paramecium tetraurelia
Lineage: Eukaryota; Ciliophora; Oligohymenophorea; Peniculida; Parameciidae
Exons: 1
Source: RefSeq, a predicted model, not a curated record
AUGUCAUCUUUUCUGACAAUAUAAAAAGCUAUAAAUAAAGAAAAAAGUGAGCAGUUAUCCAAAUAAGCUUAAAAAAAGAGGCGUAAAAACCAAUACUCUGUAGACUUUGAAUUUGGCAGUAACGUAGAUGUCACUUUACUUAAAGAAAUUUUAGUAAUAACUUAAAAUAUACCUCAAUAUGUACCUGAAAAAAUCAUCUUCAGAUUGAAUUCUAACAUAUAGUUCCCUAUUAUUGUUGAUUCUGAACAAUAGCUAGGAUUUUUGAAUAUUGAUCCUCAUUCCUACAAUUACAAAGUAGCUAGGUACAACAAAUAAAAUAACUAUCACAUUUUUAACUUAGAACCAAUUCAAAGGGAGUUUACAUCUCUUGAGAAAAUUAAGGAAAUAUUAAUGAAAGAGGAAGAGCAAUUGUUUGAGAGUUUCGAAUAAUUUCAUAACAAAAAUACAGAUAUUUCGAAAUACAAUGUAGUAACGGAAUCAAAACUUAUAGAAUUUGAGAGGAGCAUCCAAGUUCCAUUUACAUUAUAUAUACAAAAGAAUUAAAAUGGAAUUGUCACCACGUCAGCAAGAAUAAUGAAUGAUGCCUAUCUCUAAAUGGUAGGAGUUAAUGAAGAAAUGCUUAAGGAUUACGUGUUUAAGACAGGAAUGAUUCCCUAUUCUUUUACUGGCGAUGGGAAUUAUAAAUGGUCUUAAACAUUGGCUUAAAUAUUUAAAAGCAAUGCUUCUUAAGCAUUUGGAGAACUGACUAUAGUUAAUUAUCAAGGUCAAAAGUUUCCUGCCAGAUUGUAUUCUUAAAACUUCCAUAUUUUCGAUUAAGAUGACAAUUCUUAUUCUGAAUACCUUUACUAUUUUUACGAUGUUGAACAGAGGUGGAUGAAUCAGAAUCAAAUAGAUGAAAACUGUUUAGAUUAUUUCAAUAGAAGGUCAAUAAAUAUUAAUGAAGACACAAAUGAGGUCGAGUAUCAAAAGAGAUGUAAAUAUCGAUAAUUAUGA